Messenger RNA from Harpegnathos saltator (Jerdon's jumping ant), 849 nucleotides. RefSeq lists its product as uncharacterized. The record is from RefSeq and is a predicted model, not a curated record. NCBI's taxonomy places the organism in Eukaryota, Metazoa, Arthropoda, Insecta, Hymenoptera, Formicidae. The coding region runs from base 114 to 794 and encodes 226 amino acids. The transcript has 4 exons.
CAUCGUGGCGCACGGUAGUCAACGUUGAAACAGAAUUUUUCAUAAACGGCUGAGACGUACUCUAAUCACACGAUUUUACUGUCACAAAGCGACUGUGAUAGGCAAGAGGGAAGAUGUACAGUGUCGAUAAGUUCUUUCAAGAGUCAUAUUAUAAUAUUAUUCGCGUUCUACUAGCUGUCAUCGGCUUGUGGCCUUUCCAUAGCGUAAUCAAGCGAUAUGCAAUUUAUUUCGGAUUCCUGUUGCUACUUGCAUCUGGAAUGACGUUCGAGGUGUUGGGGCUAAUUGAUGUUUGGACAGAUUCUUUCGAAGUAAUUGAUUGCUUGCCGUUAAUAGUUUUAAGUAUUCUCUGUGCAUCUAAAGUAAUCUGCUUGGUACACACAUUACCCAAAAUCAAAUAUCUUUUGAUUAAAAUGGAACGAUACUGGUACUCCCCAAAAUCGAACGGUGAGACUAAAAUUUUACAUUCUUACGCAAUAAACGGACGCAAAUUCGGCUACGCGUAUACAGUCGUACUACUCGGUCAUUCCUUCCUCUUUCUAUUCACGACUUUAUUGACCAAGUUCAUUUAUGUGGAAUUCAACGAGGAAUUCAAUGGAUCAACAAAUAUCGUAGGUACCCAAGCAGGGAUACCCUAUCGCGUUAAUUAUAUGGUCGACUUAGAUACUUAUUUUGUUCCAAUUUUUAUACACACGGCCAUGUGCGAAGUAUCGUACAUGAUAUUUUUAGUCGCGGUCGACGUUUUAUAUAUGACAUUUGUGCAACAUUGCUGUGGUUUACUCGAAGCUUUAAGGUAAGAACGUAAUGUGAAAAGAGUAGGGUUAAUGAGAGCGUUUUACUGUCCUCACAGGA